AAAAAAAAAAAUUGAAAUUCAGUUAAAAUCAUUAUAAACCAAUGUCGGUCUCCGGUCAACUCCUCACCUGUGCUGUUAUUCUCUCUUCCCACUUCUCAUUUCUGAGUCUUCCAUUUCUAACGGAAAAAGUUUCUUUUUUCUUUUCUUUCUUAUUUUCUUAGGCCUCCAUUUCCAACAGAAAAAAGCAAAAAAAUGCAAUUCAAAACCCUAAUAGUUCGCCCUUCUUACACCCCUCUCUUCCAAAACCCCACUCAAAGACCACUUUCUCCUUUCCCUCCCUUUCACGCCCCUCUUUUCCCUUCAAAUUUGUCGCUCACUUCGCGGCUGAAGAGUCGUCGAAAUCGGAUAAUAACCGCUUGCAUUAGCCCCACCGACGAACUCAUCGACAAUGACCCCGAAAUCUCGGGCGAAAACGAUGGAGGUAUCGUUUCGGUUUCGGAAAAGCUGUUGGGGGUUGCGGAGGGAGGGGAAUCGGGGAGUGAAGAGAGACAGAGUAUAUGGAACCAGAUGAUGGAGAUUGUGAAGUUCAGUGGACCCGCCACGGGGCUCUGGAUUUGCGGGCCCUUGAUGAGUCUGAUUGACACCGUGGUGAUCGGUCAGGGUAGCUCCAUUGAGCUCGCUGCUUUAGGCCCGGCAACGGUUAUAUGCGAUUAUAUGAGUUAUACGUUCAUGUUCCUUUCGAUUGCUACUUCGAAUAUGGUCGCUACUUCCCUUGCCAGAAAGGACAAAGAUGAAGUGCAGCAUCACAUAUCUAACUUGCUCUUUAUUGGGUUCACUUGUGGCUGCUUGAUGCUUUUGUUUACGAAGUUCUUUGGUUCAUGGGCGCUGACUGCUUUUACUGGUCCAAAGAACGCACAUGUUGUACCUGCAGCAAACACAUAUGUUCAGAUUCGAGGCUUAGCAUGGCCUGCACUUCUCAUUGGAUGGGUUGCUCAAAGUGCAAGUCUCGGCAUGAAAGAUUCAUGGGGACCUUUAAAGGCUUUGGCGGUUGCGAGUGUUGUAAAUGGCAUUGGUGCUAUAGUCCUGUGCAGCUUCUUGGGCUAUGGUAUUGCUGGUGCAGCGUGGGCUACAAUGGCUUCUCAGGUUAUUGCAGGUUAUAUGAUGAUUGACUCUCUGAACAAGAAAGGAUACAACGCUUUUUCUAUUUCUGUUCCAUCACCUCAUGAACUUUUAACAGUACUUGGGCUUGCUGCUCCGGUGUUUUUAACACUGAUGUCAAAGGUGGCUUUCUAUUCCCUCCUUAUAUAUUUUUCCACAUCUACGGGCACACACACCAUGGCCGCUCAUCAGGUCAUGGUUCAAACGUUCUGUAUGUGUACAGUAUGGGGUGAACCUCUAUCUCAGACCGCGCAAUCAUUUAUGCCGGAGUUAAUAUAUGGAGUCGGUCGAAAUUUGGAAAAGGCUCGAAUGCUGUUAAAGUCACUUGUCAUCAUUGGAGCAAUACUUGGGUUGCUAUUAGGAAUUGUUGGAACAUGUGUUCCUUGGUUGUUCCCCAAAAUCUUUACACAUGAUCAGAAUGUCAUACAGGAGAUGCACAAGGUUCUCAUUCCAUAUUUUCUUGCAUUAGUUGUCACACCCCCAACUCACAGCCUCGAGGGAACAUUGCUGGCUGGACGGGAUCUUAAAUUUAUUAGCUUAUCAAUGACCGGAUGCUUUUCUAUGGGUGCACUAUUCCUACUGCUUGUAAGUAGUAGGGGAUAUGGUUUGCCUGGCUGCUGGUUUGGACUUGUAGCAUUUCAAUGGGCUCGAUUUUUCCUCUCUCUUCGGCGCAUUCUUUCUCCAAAUGGCAUACUUUACUCUGACGAUUUGAGUCAGUAUAAUUUGGAAAAGCUGAGAGCUACCUAGUUUAGGAAUCCACAUGAACAUAUACGAAAAUCAAUUUAGCUAGAACCCAAUUCAUUAUUCUAGCCAAAAGCGGGUAUGAAUUACCCACAAAAAAAAAAAAAAAAAUUCACAUUAUUGCCCUUGUGGCCAAAGAUUAAAUUAUCAUUCUGUCUCAAUUAAUGAUGCUAAAAGCAAAAGCAAUGUAUGCCUCAAGCUGCGAUAUGUAUUUCACCACGGCCAGCAGUUGCUUGCUUGUCAGUUGUAUUAUUCUGUAUCUGACAAGAAAGAAUGCUGUGGCACUUGAGAAUUAAUUGAAGUUCCAAGUUAUAUGCAUUGAAUCA
Molecule: messenger RNA, 2165 nt
Organism: Corylus avellana
Lineage: Eukaryota; Viridiplantae; Streptophyta; Magnoliopsida; Fagales; Betulaceae
Product: protein DETOXIFICATION 46, chloroplastic-like
Biological process (GO): transmembrane transport
Cellular component (GO): membrane
Molecular function (GO): antiporter activity; xenobiotic transmembrane transporter activity
Source: RefSeq, a predicted model, not a curated record